Molecule: messenger RNA, 3663 nt
Organism: Anoplophora glabripennis (Asian longhorned beetle)
Lineage: Eukaryota; Metazoa; Arthropoda; Insecta; Coleoptera; Cerambycidae
Product: serine/threonine-protein kinase/endoribonuclease IRE1
Exons: 8
Biological process (GO): protein phosphorylation; IRE1-mediated unfolded protein response; intrinsic apoptotic signaling pathway in response to endoplasmic reticulum stress
Cellular component (GO): IRE1-TRAF2-ASK1 complex
Molecular function (GO): ATP binding; protein serine/threonine kinase activity; RNA endonuclease activity
Source: RefSeq, a predicted model, not a curated record
CCCAACAUUGUAUAUUGGAGAACAUGUACAUGGUUUAUAUGCCACACGUUCCUUAGUGGACCAAAAUGUUGUUACAAUAACAGCUUCAGAUUCUGGCCCUUUGUUACUAGGAGGUCCUUAUGCUCCAGGAAAUCCAAAAAUUUAUCAAGAACAUCUAUCUGGACAUAAUUAUUGGUUACCAAAAGAUUUCUUUAAAGAAGAAUACCCUAACUUUGAAAGUUUCCCAAUGUUUGGAGAACAUAUAUUAGUAUUUACUGGCCAUUAUAAUGUUCCACAAUUUAGCAGUCAAAAAAUUAUUGGAACUGGGAAGGAUUUAAAAUUAAUCACUGAUGAAAGUUCAGAGAAAAAUGUAAAUAGUAUCAAAGAAGAUGUUGCAUCGGAGGAUCCCGAAAAAAACAUUAAAAAUAUAAAUUCUUCCCAUAAGAGUUUGAGGCAUAGUAUCCGUGAUUUAUAUAAUGAUUUAAAGUUAUGGAUCAACCAUCAAGAAAACAAGGGAUUAAAACUUACUUUAAUUAUUCUAACAGGAUGUGUGAUAACUAUGUUUUGGUAUUUACAAAUUCAAGUACGUGAAAUGCAAAACUUAUCACAAAAUAGUUCUCGUUCCAGUGAGAAAGGUUCAUAUGGUCAUAUUACUGCCAUUUCUGAGGAGCUCUCUAACGAUUUGGUUCGAGUUGGUAAAAUAAUAUUUCAUCCAGAGCAGUUAUUGGGAAAAGGUUGCGAGGGUACUUUCGUGUAUAGGGGAGAAUUUGACAACAGGAAAGUAGCAGUAAAGAGACUGUUACCCGAGUGUUUCAAUUUCGCAGAUCGUGAAGUAUCUUUAUUGAGAGAGAGCGAUGCUCAUCCUCACGUUAUACGGUAUUUUUGUAUGGAACAAGAUAGAAUGUUCAGAUAUAUAGCCCUUGAACUUUGUCAGGCAACUCUGUCCGAUUAUGUGGAAGGGAAAUGUAAUACAAGCGCCAUUAAACCCUUAGAGAUUUUAAAACAAGCUACUUUGGGACUUGCACAUUUACAUUCCUUAGAUAUUGUUCAUAGAGAUAUAAAACCUCAUAAUGUCCUUCUUUCACUUCCCGAUAAGAGAGGAGAGGUUAAAGCUAUGAUAUCUGAUUUUGGACUUUGUAAAAAACUCCAAGUUGGAAGAGUAUCAUUUUCGAGGAGAUCAGGUAUCACCGGAACAGAUGGAUGGAUUGCCCCUGAAAUGUUAAAUGGAGGGGGACGGACGACAUAUGCUGUAGACUUAUUCUCCCUUGGGUGUCUGUAUUACUAUGUUCUGUCAAAUGGUUUUCAUCCAUUUGGAGAUAGUCUGAGGCGCCAAGCAAAUAUACUUGUUGGGGAAUAUGCUUUGUCAGAAUUGAAAGGUACCGAGUGGCAAGUAAACAUUCAAAUACCUUUAGUGGCCGCCCUAAUUUCUUCGAAACCAGAGGAGAGACCAUCCUGCAAUGCAGUUCUAGAACAUCCGAUAUUCUGGAGUUACACUAAGAUAUUAUCAUUUUUUCAAGAUGUUAGCGACAGAAUUGAAAAAGCAGGAGCCGAUGAUUUUGUCUUACAGGCUUUAGAAAACGAUGGUAAAAGAAUUGUUAAAUUAGACUGGAGAGUUCAUAUUCACGAAGAAGUUGCCACAGAUUUAAGAAAAUACCGUACGUACCAUGGAGAAUCUGUACGAGAUUUGUUGCGUGCUUUGCGGAACAAGAAACACCACUUCAGAGAGCUAUCGGCAGAAGCCCAAACGUCCUUAGGCGAUAUCCCUGAAGCUUUUACGAAUUAUUGGACGAGUCGUUUCCCACUACUUUUAGUGCAUACAUGGAUCAUGAUGCAGUGUGUAGCAUAUGAAACGACAUUUAAAAACUAUUACCAUGAAACACAUCGUUAUUCAGUAGUCUGUUUCAAGAACCAAAUUAAAACAUAUACUGAACAUACCUUAAAUUUAUCAGACAAUGAAUAUACAAAACAUUUUGAGCCUAAUAUGAGAGAGACCAUAGAACGCAGAAAAUAUAUGUCCAAAAGAUAUUCAAAAAUUUCAUCCGGUAAACAGAAUGAAAAACGGAUAAAAUAUAAUUUACAACAAUCAGCAGGUUUGUAUAGAAAUUUAGUAACAAAUACCCAGAGUUUGGAAGAAAGCACUGUGGAAACUGAUGAAACAAGUAGAAGAAAUUUGAAGAAAAUGCAUGUAUUAAAAAAAAGUGCUAAAGCAAAAAAAGUCGAUGAGCCCUUGUCAUGGGCUAUCAGUGAUAGAUAAUACUUUAACUUUUUAUUGUGUUCUGAUUUCAGAUCUCUACAAUUUGUUUGUUUCAUGCGCAUAAAUAUAGACAUUCUCCGUUAAAUGGAGGUUGUCAUCCAAUUUUUUUUGCUCCUUUGCACAUUGCACUGUUUCAGUUUGUCUCCAUAUCCAAAACUGAAUUAAUUUCUAAAUACUAAAAUAAAUGAAAACAAUUUGCCAAUGGCAAAGCAAAGUUCUUUUAAAACAUUUGAUUCGUCAGAGUAAAUUUACAUAAAUAAGUGGUACAGCUUAUUGCUGUAAGACUACAUAUGAGUAAUUUGUAAUUUUUUAAUUGUACAUGUGAAAAUUAUUAACUGACGAUGAAAAGAAGGAAGAAGUUGCCAAUAGAUAUAUGUAUAUAUAGGGCGUCCGAAAUCGAAAGGAACAUACUUCAGUGGCAGUUUCUUUGAGCAAAGACUUUCAAAAAAGAAAUUGUGUAUUUUGCAAUUUUUUUUUAAGAUGACCUCUUAGAUAUUUCGGUGAAGUUUAAAAUAUAUGAGUAUUUGUGGUAGGCAAAAAUGAAUAUAAGCUGAUUUUUUACCUAAAACAUAGAGGUCUGUUGUUAGUCUGUUGUUUUUUUUGGCCAUUAUUUCUUAUGUGUAGAGAUUUUGAGAUAUUAUGUUGUUUUUUUUUACGUGUAACACGGGGUAUAGCUUUAAGUGGGGGCCAUAUUUACCUUUGACCUUUAGAAACACCUAUCAAUAGUUUAUUUUUUCAAAUUCCGUCAUGAAAACUAUUUUUUUUUUUAAAUCUUUUUUUAAUAAUUUUCCUAUUCCGCCUCUGGACAAGCUAAUGUGAUCUCAAACAAAGGCACGUGUUAGUCGCAGCUCAUGCACAAUUGACAACUGGGCUAUGCAUUGUUGCCAAAUCUCAUAAUUUAAAAAAUAGACUAUUAAAAAGCAAAUUUCACUUCACCUGCCCUGAGGUACUGCUCUUUGGGAUAACCCAUCUGAUAUCGUCUUCUUGCAGUAGAAUCUAUUUCUCCGAACAGAUAGUAGGCUCUUAUCAUAUCAGCUUCUUGAUGCUUUUUCAUAAUAUGACUUAAAAACUUGAAAAAGAAAACACAAUACACUACCGUCCUAAACACUGAUAUAAAUAACUUUAUAGGGUUAUACACUUACACCACACAAAGCUACUAUAUAAACAGCUUUUCACAAAACGAUAUAGUCAAAUACUAAAUAAGAAUGUAAGAGACGAUAUAUUUGGCCAACCCCAUUCCGUCAAAUUAAUGUGGCAGUUUGUUUUUAACGCGUUUACUCGUCAUAUCUGAACACCUGCAACAUCGACAUGUAAAGAGAACAGCAGAGGCUUUCCUCCAUUGCCCCCCCUUCGAUCAGUGUUACAGGUCAUUGACACUGACAUUCAAAAGUAAAAUAUGUGCUGCUUAAAAAAGCAGCAACAUAUAAAUG